Messenger RNA from Helobdella robusta, 612 nucleotides. RefSeq lists its product as hypothetical. Gene Ontology annotation, molecular function: structural constituent of ribosome. Gene Ontology annotation, biological process: translation. The record is from RefSeq and is a predicted model, not a curated record. NCBI's taxonomy places the organism in Eukaryota, Metazoa, Annelida, Clitellata, Rhynchobdellida, Glossiphoniidae. Bases 66 to 500 code for a protein of 144 amino acids. The transcript has 5 exons. Gene Ontology annotation, cellular component: ribosome; cytosolic small ribosomal subunit.
AUUUAGUGCACGUCCGGUCUUUUCAUGCUUUUUAAGACCUGAUAGAAGACUAAUCUUCGAAAAAUAUGUCUGACGCCGAAGGAGACGAUGCACCAGCUGUAGUGCCUGCCUCAACGGGAGCGGCAGGAGGACCAAUGGACUUGAAUACGGCCAUCCAAGAAGUUUUGAAAAAUUCCUUAAUCCACGACGGACUCGCCAAAGGAGCCCAUGAGUGCGCCAAAGCUUUAGACAAGAGACAGGCCCAUUUGUGCGUGUUGGCAAACAAUUGCGACGAGGCCAACUACGUUCGUCUGAUCGAAGCUCUCUGUGCUGAACACAACAUCAAUCUCAUCAAGGUUGAUGACAACAAAAAACUUGGUGAGUGGGCUGGCUUGUGCAAGAUUGACAAAGAAGGAAAGGCCAGAAAGGUCGUUGGUUGCAGUUGUGUGGUCGUCAAGGACUACGGCAAGGAGUCACCCGCCCUUGAUGUCUUGAAUGAAUACUUCAAAUCCCGCAAAUAAGAAGAUAAAAGAACUGUUUUUUUUUUUUAAUUUUAAUCUUCUGUUAUUGAAACUGAUCAUUCGUUCAAUUGUUUGUACGCUGAUUUGUUGAAAUAAAGGAAUUUUAAAUUUU